This is a messenger RNA of Clonostachys solani, 801 nucleotides long. NCBI's taxonomy places the organism in Eukaryota, Fungi, Ascomycota, Sordariomycetes, Hypocreales, Bionectriaceae. The record is from the annotation of a GenBank genome assembly.
AUGCCUAGAGUAGAGGAUAAUUGUGGACGCCACUUCCCAAGAGCAAGAACUGGCGUCCGACGAGAUAUCGCGUUCCCAGUUUAUCGACGUGGUCAAGGAAUGAAUUCGACGUGGUCAAGGAGCGAAUUCGACGUGGUCAAGGAACGAAUUCGACGAAGCAUGGGGCCGCGAAUUGUUGUUGGGCACGUUCAACCCUAUGGUUAUCUUAGAUCGGAGAUUCUUGAAGUCGUGAAUGACAUUCUGAAGCCGAUGGUAGACCACAUUGCAAUACAGGAAACUGCGUCUAAGCCGUUCAAAAAUGACCUGGAAGUGAAACUCAGAGAGUUGCUCACGUCGCACAUUGAAGGCCAUCCGAUAACGUAUAAUCACUACCUGACAGAUACAGUACAAACAGUCCAAGAGGAGAGGCGUCGAAACAGUCUGGGAAAACAAUUUCUUGAGACAAUAGGGCCUGAACAGUUUGAUAGUGGUCAAAAAAGCAACAUUUAUCCCGCUCGAGUCUUCAAGCAACUAGGAAACUACAUUAAAGUUGAUAUGGAGCGUAGUGGCAGCGAACUCGUAGUCGACUAUAUGGAGGCCUAUUUUAAGGUUGUCAAUUCGAGGUCAAUCAGUUUAUUGGCAUACGCUAAAGCUCACAAGAAAUUUAUUGACGAUAUUAGUGUGCUGGCAGCAGAGAGGUGCCUUAUCAACAAACUGCCAUCCUUGUUUCCAUCAGAAACCAUCCUAGACCUGCGGGAUGACGAGGUAGCUGAUAUGGCCACAGAAAGUGAUGCACUGUUACUAGAGAGGGCACUAAAAUAG